AUGGCAGACCCAGCAACGUCCUCGUUUUUGUCCAUCAUGAUCAACUGGUUCACGCCCACCUCUCUAUUCCUCUUCGUCAACCUCGUGAUCGGCACCAUCGUUCUCUCCUCUCGCUUUGGGACCCACAAAAACCCUGAACAGCACCAUCAAGAUCAUCUCACUCCUCACAGCUCGCACCAGCUCGUCCGUACGCCUUCGCUCUUGGACCGGGUCAGGUCCUUCAACUUCUCACACUACAAGUUCGAACAACCCAACCCGGAACCCGAACACGUGGCACCAGAGCAUGUAAACCCGGCCGGGUUAACUCGGACUCCCUCGCUCUUGGAACGGCUCGGGUCGAUGGAUUUCUCCACUCUGUUGAGAUCGGAAAAGCCUGACACAGAAACUAGACAUCUUGACCCGAAUGAGUCCGAGCACGAGACCCAUGAUCCGAACCCGAGGAGCGAGAAUUUGGUUCAUCGGAGCAAGUCGGACUCGAGUGGUGGAGCUCCGGCGCACCAUCACGAGCAGAUAAGAAAGUCUGUUAGCGAGAAAUCGCCGCUGGGAAGGGUUGAAGGAAACGACGACGUAGGGGACGACAGAAGGCCGAGGGUGGAGAAAACGAGGUCGUUUGGGGGCGACGAAGGGGUUGACGCGAAAGCUGAUGAUUUUAUCAACAGGUUUAAGCAGCAGCUCAGGCUGCAAAGGCUGGACUCUCUCUUGCGUUACAAAGAAAUGCUUCAAAGAAAAUAA
Messenger RNA from Prunus armeniaca (apricot), 732 nucleotides. The record is from the annotation of a GenBank genome assembly. Lineage: Eukaryota; Viridiplantae; Streptophyta; Magnoliopsida; Rosales; Rosaceae.